Messenger RNA from Aspergillus tanneri, 447 nucleotides. Its product is annotated as Erg28 family protein. Lineage: Eukaryota; Fungi; Ascomycota; Eurotiomycetes; Eurotiales; Aspergillaceae. The coding region runs from base 1 to 447 and encodes 148 amino acids. Gene Ontology annotation, molecular function: protein-macromolecule adaptor activity. Gene Ontology annotation, cellular component: endoplasmic reticulum; membrane. The record is from RefSeq and is a predicted model, not a curated record. The transcript has 2 exons.
AUGGUUGGUAUUCAGACCGGUCUGCUCGACUUUAGGUCCUAUAUCCCUCCCUUCGACGGCUACCUCCCCAAAUGGCUCCUCCUGGUCUCUGUAGUCUCUGCGGUCAACAGCUUGCAAGCCUAUAAGUCAGACGCAUAUUCCGCACAACUGUACAAUGCUAGAACUUCCUCCGGCCAGAGCCACACCAACCCUCUCUCUUCCCGCACCUUCGGUACCUGGACUUUUGUCUCCGCCGUGGUUCGAAUGUACGCGGCCUACAAUAUCACCAACCCCGUAUCAUAUGACCUGGCGGCGUGGACCUUCGGCAUUGCCUUGCUGCAUUUUGUCGGCGAGUGGCUGGGUUUCGGGACGGCCGAGCUUAAGGGUCGCUUUGUUAGUCCCUUGAUUGUUGCCUCGUCCACUUUAGCUUGGAUGUUGACGCAGAGGGAGAGCUAUCUCUCUGCUUGA